UGAUUACUUUAGGAGGGACAAUGCAGUCUCCAGGACCUCUGAGAGAUGCUGAUGACAACUGGGAUAUCAACAGUACCACUAGUGAAGAUAUCGGCUACUAUGGAGGGAAGAAACCUUUGGAUAUGAAAAGAAUGCCAAUAAAAGGUCGAGGUGGUAUGAACGUCAGUAAACGCAGCCGUGCUUCUAACAUUAUUCCUGAACUAGCUGAGGAUUCUAUGUACGGAUAUGUUCUGAGCGGUAGAGCAGCUCUCCAAGUUGUAGUGGACGAGUGGAUUGAUGAGUACAAGAAGGACAGAGAGAAGGCUGUAGUGGAUCUCAUUCAGUUCUUUGUGCAAUGUUGCGGUUGUAAAGGUAAACUGAGUCAGAUCAUGUUUGCAAAUCAAGAUAAAGUUAAGAGUAUCAGAAAGUUAACAGAAUCUUUCGACGAGGAGUCAGGAGAAUACCCCCUUAUUCAGGGUGGUCCGCUGUUUAAGAAGUUUAAGAGUAAUCUGCUUGAGUUCAUAGAGCGACUGAUAAGAGGAUGUAAACACAACAUUAUAUACGAUGAGUAUAUGAUGGAUAAUGUUAUUAGCUGGCUCCUUGCCCUCAGUGACUCUCAGGUGCGAGCGUUCAGGCACACCUGCACCCUGAUAGGCAUGACACUGGUCACCUCACUUAUUGACAUAGCUAAAAUGGUUCAAAUGGACUUGGAGAACACAGAACGUCAGUUAGAGACAGAGCUGAAGAAAGGUCAAGCUAAGCGGGCAUUCGCAAAGGUUGAGAGGUUACAAAGCAAACAGAAAGAACUGAGGUCACAUCUUGACGGGUUCCUGACGGACUUCAUGAGUCAAAUAUUCAGUGGUUUGUUUGUUCACAGAUACAGGGAUUGCAGAGCAGAGAUCAGGUCUAUUUGCAUCCAGGAACUCGGACAUUGGAUGAAGCACCUUCCUUCUCACUUCCUGAAAGAUCAGUACCUGAAAUACGUGGGCUGGACACUUCACGACAGACACGCUGAAGUCAGGCUGAAGUCCGUCCUGGCUCUCCAGGGACUCUACAUGAUAGAAGACUUCGCUCAGCAGCUGGAACUUUUCACUGCAAGGUUCAAGAACAGGAUAGUUGAGAUGGUACACGAUAAGGAGGAAAACGUGGCGGUUCAAGCUGUUAAACUUAUCAGCUUCAUGUUGAACAGUUUCGAUGUGCUGGAGAACGCUGAUUGUGAGGUUGUGUAUCAGCUGGUAUUUGCUAAUAACCGGAACAUUUCACACGCUGCCGGAGAGUUCCUACACAAGAAGCUGCUCACUGAGGAUUUGGAGGAAGUGCUAAAAGAACACAGAGCUCAGCGCCACACCAGGAAGAUUAGGGAACCUCAUAUCAUUCUCAAGGAACUUCUCAGAUUCUUUUUAGAAAACGAGGUGAGUGAGCACGGAGCGUACAUGGUAGAUAGUCUGUGGGAGACAGUGGAGGUACUUAGAGACUGGAAGAGUAUGACAGAACUACUGCUCUCUGAUGAACUGGGUGAGCUCGCACUUAAUGACGAAGAAGAAGGAGCACUGAUAGAGAUAAUGACAUGUGCGAUAAAGCGUGCAGCUGGUGAAGACCCGCCCCCGGGACGAGGAAAACCCCGCCAGAGAGAGUUGAACACCAAAGAGAGGAGACAGCUGGAAGCAGACAGAAACUCACUGACAAAACAUUUCAUUGCGGAGUUACCUGAGCUGCUGAGCAAGUUCAGUACUGACGAACAGAAGAUUGUCAGUCUAGUCGAGAUCCCUCAAUACUUCCAUGUAAUGUAUGUAGAACAUCGUCUGAACAAAUUCCUGGAGCUGCUCCUGAAGUACAUGCACGACAUUGUGGGUAAACACUCUGACGCGGACGUGCUGCGCAACUGUGCCUUUACAUACCGCUACUUCAUCAACAACGAGCUGUCCAUACAAACCACCGCUGCAGUUGCUUUCCGGCAGCUUAUUGAUGAGCUGGUCAGCAGCUUCCACUCCCUUAUCACUGAUGGGCUAGAAUCAGAGAACGAACAAGGAGAGUUCAAGUUGUUGGUGGCAAUGAAGAGAUUGUACGCGUUCUACCAGGCUCACGACAUCACUGAUCUAGCUGAUAUUGAGAAGGACGUAUCCGCCAUCAUCACCAAAGCCAACCAGCAGCAGAUAAACGACGAUAUCACAGCAACAGCCGUCAUGUUAAUGCAAGUCAUCCUAUCCUGGGCCCUCUACAGGACAAACCCCAGUGAGCCUAGCAAGGCGGAGCUGAAGAAACUUAGGAAGUCAGUCGUUCAGCUGAUUCAGCAGUGUGAUGAGCUGAUUCAGUUCGGUGUGGCUGGAGUGCAGAAGGAGGCUUUUAUCACGGUGUGUGAUAUGCUGAUUAUAUUUGCUCCACAACUCAAACAAAACCCUAACUACAGUUCUCUGAUUGUAGUACCCGAUAAAUCAGUUCAAAUCAGGUUGAGGGAUUACGUCAUGACAACUGUAUUCGCUGAAGAAGAACCCCCUCAGUUCCAGGACGACGAGGAUGAAGAAGCUAAGACAGAAGUAUUGAUCGAAAAACGUCGUGUAUUAGCCUCCUUCGGAAAACUCAUCGCCUUCAACAUCAUAGAAAUGAGACUCGCAGCCCCCAUCUUUGCUCAAUACGUAAAAUCAUACCAAGACUACGGAGAUAUUGUAAAACAGAUGAUGUCCAAGGCUCGAGAGCUGAACCGAACCAAAUGUAUGAGGACACAGCUGCUGAGUUUGGAGCAGUUGUUCGAGGAGUUGAGAGAUCAGAACGAAGGCAGGAUAGACAGAUCAUCAGAGGAAUGGACCAAGAUCAAGGAUCUGGCUCAUAGGUUCGCCCUUAUGGCUGGUGUGGAUAACUACAAGUCAAGACAGGCAGUGGUCACGUUCCAUAGAGAGGGUAUUAUUUACUGUCUGUUGCGUAAUGGUCCACCAGAUGGCAGUCCUCCGUCCAACAUUGUCUUCUUCGAUAUCCUAGCUGAAACAACCUUCAAACUAAUGGAUAUCGACAAGAAGGGACCUAAAGGAUUGCUGGCAUUCUUGGAGGAGCAGCUUAUGAAGGAGGGAGAAAUUCCAGAGGAUGAGAUAGAAUGGGGACCGCUCCGAACAUACCGCACAGCACUUGUCGGUAGUAUGUCAGAACCGUACAUGUACUACGGAACUGGAAAACGCAAGAUGAUGGGCAGUCCUAUGAGAGUCAUGGAGGUGAAGAGACCGAGGGAGGACUAUGUAAUUGACAAUUGGCAAUCAGCCAGUGGAUCUGGAAACUAUGUUCAAUAGUUAACAUUUAGACAUUCUGUAAAUUUCGAGUGAUAGAGUACUGUUGAUCGAGAGUACUUUGUUCAGAGUUGUUUCCAUAAAACGUUACGAAAUGUG
Molecule: messenger RNA, 3350 nt
Organism: Bolinopsis microptera
Lineage: Eukaryota; Metazoa; Ctenophora; Tentaculata; Lobata; Bolinopsidae
Product: cohesin subunit SA-1-like
Exons: 17
Coding region: 21-3254 (1077 amino acids)
Biological process (GO): sister chromatid cohesion
Cellular component (GO): chromatin; nucleus; cohesin complex
Molecular function (GO): chromatin binding
Source: RefSeq, a predicted model, not a curated record